CCAUUCAGUUGAGUUUAGUUGAGUCUCAGUCAAAACACAACCAACUGCGAUUUGGUGGCACAUUCGUUCGAUGGCAACGGUUUGGAUAACAGGCGCGCGCUUUGUUUUAUUAUCCCACAUUAUCAGCGGCAUUAUUGUUAUUGGCAUUGUACGCUCAAUUUUAAUGUUGUAUGGCCCUCGCGCUCUGAGCUCGCACUCGCAUACGUAUCUGUAGACCAGUGGCCAGUGUAUAUCUCAAUCUGCAUCUGCAUCUGCAUCUGCAUCCGCAUCUGCAUUUGUAUCUGUAUCUGAAUUUGAAUUUCAAUUUGAAUCUUCAGCUGAAGCGUCAGUUGAACGUGAAGCGCGCGCUCGUCGCUGUCGUCGGUCGUCGUCGCUAAUAACAAUAAUAAUUAUAAUAACAAUAACAGCAAUAAUACCAAUAAUAAUAAUAAUAAUAAUAAUCGUAAUAAUAAUAGUUUGUUAUCACAAUAAUGACAACGCUAUGAAUGCUAAGCGAGGCAUUGAAUUGAAAGUGAUUCAAUAGGCGCCACAUCGAAUACUCCAAAUCAAUAUUUAUCCAUUCAAAAACAACACAAAUUUUAUAUGAAUUGUGGUGUCAGUGACAAGUGAAUAAAACACGCGUGCAAUUGGAAAACAACAAAAUCUAAAAUUUAAAUUUUAAAAUUAUAAACGAAACCAAAAUCAAGUAUACGAAACUUUAAUUUAAACAGAAUUAAAUAUAUUUUAUAAAAUUCUACGGCCGGAAAAAGUGCAAUAAAUAAUUUUAAAACAAAAUUACAAUUAACGAAAAUUAAAAUUAAAUUAAAAAUAUAUUGUUAAAACAUUUUUUGAGAGAAAAAAAAAAAAAAACAGCAAACCAAAAUUUUAUACACAACAAAAAUAUCGCAGUUAAUUAACUUAAACUGAAUUAAUCAAAGGAUUGCUUAGGCAAUGCCCAUUGUGGAACACAACUGAGUGUUGAGUAUUUGUAUACGAGUGCCGUGCGCCGCGUGCAGUUACUUUUAGUAGCGGCUGUAGCUGCUGACAGUUAGCCGCCAAAAUUCUCACCGCCAGCAGCAGCCACAACAUGAACUCCUACUUCGAGCAGGCCUCCGGCUUCUAUGGCCAUCCGCAUCAGGCAACGGGCAUGGCCAUGGGCUCGGGCGGGCAUCACGAUCAGACGACGGCCAGCGCCGCGGCGGCCGCCUACAGAGGCUUCCCGCUAUCGCUGGGCAUGUCACCGUACGCCAACCACCAUCUGCAGCGCACCACACAGGACUCGCCGUACGAUGCGAGCAUCACGGCCGCCUGCAACAAGAUCUACGGCGAUGCCGGCAGCGCCUACAAACAGGACUGCCUCAACAUCAAGGCGGACGCCGUCAAUGGCUACAAGGACAUUUGGAACACGGGCGGCACCAAUGGCGGAGGCGGUGGCGGUGGUGGCGGCGGUGCCAGCGCUGGCAACACCACCAACGGCUCCAAUGCGCCCAACUCUGCCAACGGACAGAACAAUGCGGGCGGCGGUGGCAUGCCCGUCCGUCCGUCCGCCUGCACGCCCGACUCCCGCGUCGGCGGCUACUUGGACACAUCGGGCGGCAGCCCAGUGAGCCAUCGCGGUGGCGGCAGUGCCGGCGGCGGCAACGGCAGCGCCGGCGGCGUACCACAGAACACAGCCAGCGGCGUGGGCGGCGGUGUGGGCGCGGCCACAGCCUGGAAUGCCAAUUGCACCAUCUCGGGCGCUGCGGCGGCCCAAACAGCGGCUGCCAGCAGUUUACACCAGGCCAGCAAUCACACCUUCUACCCCUGGAUGGCAAUCGCAGGUGAGUCCACAGCCGAUCCAAUCAAAAGUAAGAUAAGAUCUGAUUUAACACAAUACGGCGGCAUAUCAACAGACAUGGGUAAGAGAUACUCAGAAUCUCUUGCGGGCUCUCUUCUACCAGACUGGCUAGGCACAAAUGGUCUGAGGAGACGCGGCCGACAGACAUACACCCGCUACCAGACGCUCGAGCUGGAGAAGGAGUUCCACACGAAUCACUAUCUGACCCGCAGACGGAGAAUCGAGAUGGCGCACGCGCUGUGUUUGACAGAGCGACAAAUUAAGAUCUGGUUCCAGAAUCGACGAAUGAAGUUGAAAAAGGAGAUCCAGGCGAUCAAGGAACUCAACGAGCAGGAGAAGCAAGCGCAGGCGCAAAAGGCAGCGGCAGCAGCGGCCGCGGCGGCGGCUGUGCAGGGCGGGCAUUUAGAUCAGAACUAGAACGAAUUCAACUUGCUGCAUCCCAUCCAGUGCAACAAUAUUGUAACAAAUAAACCAUUUACUUAACUUAAAUUAAUUCGAUAAUUCAAUAAUCAUAUUGAUAUUGUAUGGUAUAUAUAAAGCAACUAUUUCAAAUUGUUUGAAAAGCAACCGAAAAUACGUAAAGCAGCAAACGGCAACAAAAAUUACAAAUAAAUUUCGUAGACUCUAAGUAAAUGAAAAACAAAACAAAAAGAAAAUAAAAACAAAAAAUAAAAACAAAAACAAAAAACUAAAAAAUACAAAUUGAAUAUAAAAGUAGUUGAAAGAACACAAGAAAUCUACUUACCUAGAUACAUACAUACGUAACUUUAUGCAUACGAAUACAAAA
Messenger RNA from Drosophila mojavensis, 2603 nucleotides. RefSeq names its product homeotic protein ultrabithorax. NCBI's taxonomy places the organism in Eukaryota, Metazoa, Arthropoda, Insecta, Diptera, Drosophilidae. The record is from RefSeq and is a predicted model, not a curated record. The transcript is spliced from 4 exons. Bases 1067 to 2233 code for a protein of 388 amino acids. Gene Ontology annotation, molecular function: RNA polymerase II cis-regulatory region sequence-specific DNA binding; DNA-binding transcription factor activity, RNA polymerase II-specific. Gene Ontology annotation, biological process: anterior/posterior pattern specification; negative regulation of transcription by RNA polymerase II. Gene Ontology annotation, cellular component: nucleus.